AUGCAGCAAGUGAACAAUGUGACGGAACUCAUCCUGCUCGGCCUCACACAGAACCCAGAGGUGCAGAAACUCUUCUUUGUCACCUUUGUGAUCAUCUACUGCCUCACCCUGGCAGGCAACUCAUUCAUUGUUGUAACCAUCACCAGCAGCCCGGCCCCGGGCUCCCCCAUGUAUUUCUUUCUGUCCUUCUUGUCUUUCAUUGAUGGCUGCUGCUCUUCUACCAUGGCCCCCAAAAUGAUAUUUGACCUACUGGCUGAAAAGAAAACCAUCUCCUUCAGUGGGUGCACGACUCAGCUCUUUGCAGAACAUUUCUUUGGCGGUGCUGAGAUCAUCCUGCUCACAGUGAUGGCCUAUGACCGCUAUGUGGCCAUCUGCGGGCCCCUGCACUACAUGAUCACUAUGAACAAGCAAACUUGCAGCCUCCUGGUGUCCACAGCCUGGGCCGGGGUGCUUCAUGCUCUCAUCCAAAUGCUUUUCAUGCUCUGGUUGCCAUUCUGUGGCCCAAAUGUCAUUGACCAUUUCAUCUGUGACCUCUUCCCCCUCCUAAAACUCUCCUGUGCUGACACCCACAUCUUCGGACACUUUGUUGCUGCCAACAGUGGGCUGAUGUGUGUGCUCAUUUUUGAUGUCCUCAUCACCUCCUAUGUCCUCAUCCUCUGCUCCCUGAAGACUCAAGGUACUGAGGAACAGUGGAAGGCGCUCUCUACCUGCGCCUCCCACAUCACCGAAAUCGUCCUAUUCUUUGUACCCUGUGUAUUCGUGUACCUUCGGCCCAUGAAAACCUUCCCCAUCGAUAAAGCGGUGGCUGUGUCUUAUACUGUGGUAACCCCAAUGCUGAACCCUUUAAUCUACACCCUCAGAAACACAGAGGUGCAAAAUGCUAUGAAGAAACUCUGGAGCCAAAGUGCAAUCGUAGGUAACAAUUCAUAUGAACGGAGAACAUGA
This is a messenger RNA of Fukomys damarensis (Damara mole-rat), 945 nucleotides long. Its product is annotated as olfactory receptor 4C5-like. The record is from RefSeq and is a predicted model, not a curated record. Gene Ontology annotation, cellular component: membrane. Gene Ontology annotation, biological process: G protein-coupled receptor signaling pathway. Gene Ontology annotation, molecular function: G protein-coupled receptor activity; olfactory receptor activity. Lineage: Eukaryota; Metazoa; Chordata; Mammalia; Rodentia; Bathyergidae.